Molecule: messenger RNA, 492 nt
Organism: Penicillium robsamsonii
Lineage: Eukaryota; Fungi; Ascomycota; Eurotiomycetes; Eurotiales; Aspergillaceae
Exons: 1
Coding region: 1-492 (163 amino acids)
Source: RefSeq, a predicted model, not a curated record
AUGUUCAGCUGUUUCCAAGAAUGUAUCUUCGGAAGGGCGAAAAAGUCACGAUCCCCGGAGUCCAUUGCCUCCACUAUUGUCACCAAGAUCCUCAAUGCCGACACACCCUACUCACUCCACAAGGAAGUGAGCGAAGAGCUUUCAGCCGAGGGUUGGUCCGACGCCAUAGCACAGGCUAUCCUCCGCGGCUUAGAGAAUGCGGUCAAAGCCGGUGCGGACAUGGCGCAAGCUGCGUCUGAUGCUGCAGCCAAAAGCAAAAACGCCGCUGUUGGCUUUGCAACCGAUCAUCCUGUCUACGCUACAUUGAUUGCAAUGGGUAUGCUGGCCUUGUUGACACCGUUGGCUCUUGAGAUGCUUGGGUUUGCGGAGUCGGGUCCAGUUGCGGGCUCGUUCGCAGCUGCAUGGCAACGAACUUAUCGUGGAUAUGUGCCCAAGAAAACUUUGUUUGGAUAUUUUCAGAGGCUGGGAAUGAAAUGGCAUUGGGUUUAUUAG